ACCACCACCUCCACCACCAUUUCCACCGUGCCCUUCGCUUCCCUCUCUUUACUUUUCUCUUUCACAUACAACACCAAAAACACUCACUGAAACCAACAUGGGUUUCAGGGUUUUGCUCUCGGUCAUGGUUCUUAGCUCUUGUUUGAUGAUCAAUGGUUUAGAUCUUGACCAUGUGAGCUGGACACAGGCUCCACACUACUCGCCGUCGUACCCCCCUACCGUAGCUCCUGCACCCCACCACCAUCAUCCCAAGCGUCCCGGCGGCCACCACCACAAACCUGCUGUUCCUCCUACGGCUCACACACCAACUGUAGCUCCAGUUCACCCACCAAGUGUCGCUCCGGUGCACCCACCCAGAGUGGCUCCUGUUCACCCACCGAUCAAGGCGCCUGUGCAUCCUCCAACCAAGGCCCCUGUACGUCCUCCGACCAAGGCGCCAGUGCAUCCUCCGACAAAGGCACCUGUGUAUCCACCGACCAAGGCACCUGUGCAUCCACCAACCAAGGCGCCUGUUCAUCCACCAAGUCACUCACCGGCUCCGUCACACGCACCUCUUCCGACACGGAGGCAGGUGGCGGUCCGUGGUAUGGUUUACUGCAAAGCUUGCAAGUACAAGGGUAUUGACACACUCGUUGGCGCUACUCCUCUACAGGGGGCUGUGGUACUCUUAACAUGCAACAACACUAAGUAUCCACUGAGGGUCAAAUCUACAACCGAUAAGAACGGCUUCUUCUUCAUCAUGCCACCUAAGACGUUGACCACUUUUGGGGUGCACAAGUGUAAGGUCACUUUGCUAUCGUCGCCAAAGGCUACAUGUAACACGCCCACCAACUUGCACUAUGGGAUUAAGGGUGCCACUCUAGUCCCUACCCCAAAGCCAAAGAUCGUACUUACGCCAGUGCUGCCCUUCGAUGUGUUCACAGUGGGUCCAUUCGCAUUUGAAGCCUCAAAGAAGACACGAUGCCCACUUUAGAUUAUAGAAGACUGGUUUAGUGAAGAAGGAGAAGUUGAGGGGUUUGAAGGCCUAUUAUGAUUAGUUUAAGGUGCUAAGUGUUAUUUAGAGUUGUCUGUUCUCCUGAUGUGAUGCUUAGUUGUUUGAGUUGUAGUUUGAUGAAAAGAUGAGGGAUUUUGCCAUGUAGUAUUUGGUUAAUAAAUUUGAAUGAAUAUGCUUCUUUCAAUAA
This is a messenger RNA of Lactuca sativa (garden lettuce), 1181 nucleotides long. RefSeq lists its product as uncharacterized. Gene Ontology annotation, cellular component: cell periphery. Lineage: Eukaryota; Viridiplantae; Streptophyta; Magnoliopsida; Asterales; Asteraceae. The record is from RefSeq and is a predicted model, not a curated record.